CUGAAUUUGAUCCGAGUCUUUUACCUCUUCCAUCAUCAUCAACUAAACAAGCUACACAACGUCUUUAUCGAGAAUUGAGAUUAAUUGUACAUAAACAGGACACUUCUUCUAACGAUUUAGGUUUUUUUGUAAAGCUUGACCAACUGCAUUCUAUCUAUCAGUGGGUUGUGCAGCUUAAAAAUUUUGACCCCUCUAUUCCCUUGGCCCAAGAUAUGGCACGACAUAAUGUGGAAAGCAUUGAACUUGAAGUUCGUUUUGCUCCUGAUUAUCCAAAUUUGCCUCCUUAUAUUCGUGUCUUACGACCAAGGCUUCUGAGGUUUAUGCAUGGUGGUGGUGGCCAUGUGACAGCAGGUGGUUCCGUUUGUAUGGAAUUAUUAACAUUGGGUAAUUCUCAUGAUCGAGGCUGGUAUCCAGAAUAUACUAUGGAGGCUGUAUUGUUACAGGUGAAAUUAGCGUUGAGUUCUUUGAAUCCACCAGCCAGACUUGAUAAUGAUUGGCGAAGAGACUACAAUGCGUGA
Messenger RNA from Scutellospora calospora, 518 nucleotides. Lineage: Eukaryota; Fungi; Glomeromycota; Glomeromycetes; Diversisporales; Gigasporaceae. The record is from the annotation of a GenBank genome assembly.